AUGGAUAUUGGAAGAAAGAAUACUCAGAAAUAUAGUUUUAGAUGUCCUGAUCUUAAGGAAUUGAGAAAGCUAGCAUCUUAUGUGGAUGAUCCUAAGGAUUUCAGAGACUGUUUUGGAAGACUUUUGUCUGUUCUAUCUACUGAUGUUGAAGAUGGUCUUCUUUGUACUCUGGUUCAGUUAUAUGAUCCUGUCUGUCGGUGUUUCACUUUCCCUGAUUAUCAGCUUUUAUAUACCAUGGAGGAGUAUGCUUAUAUUUUGGGUAUACUAGUUUCGGAUUGGGUUCCUUUUUGUGGUUUGGAAGGGAUUCUGGAACCUCAAGUUAUUGCUGGAGCUAUUCACCUGAAGAAAUCUGACGUAGAUGCUAAUCUCACUGUCAAAGGAGGUAUCAGAGGGUUGACUUCAAAAUUUAUGAUUGAGAAAGCCUUUGCUUUUGCUAAUUUUAAUAGCAUGGUGGUCUUUGAAGAUAUUAUUACCUUGCUCAUCUAUGGUUUGGUUUUGUUUCCUAACAUUGACAAUUUUUUUGAUCUUAAUGCUAUUAGGAUCUUUUUGGUUGGUAAUCAUGCUCCAACUUUGCUUGGUGACACCUAUUUCUCCAUUCACCAUAGGACUUCUAAGGGAAACAGAACUAUUGUCUGUUAUGCACCUUUGUUGUACAAGUGGUUUAUUUUGCACUUGUCGCAGCCUCCUAUCUUCUAA
Lathyrus oleraceus (garden pea) is the source of this 696-nucleotide messenger RNA. RefSeq lists its product as uncharacterized. The record is from RefSeq and is a predicted model, not a curated record. The transcript has a single exon. Lineage: Eukaryota; Viridiplantae; Streptophyta; Magnoliopsida; Fabales; Fabaceae. Bases 1 to 696 code for a protein of 231 amino acids.